AUGGCUGUGAGAGAUAAUAAAGACAAGGAUUGGAUCUUCAUUGCGGUGUAUGGUAGUCCCUCUCUACACUUAAGAAGGGGGCUUUGGAACGACCUCAACCAGGAGAAACUUCAUAUUCGGGGUCCCUGGAUGAUUGCAGGUGAUUUCAAUGCCAUCCUCAACACUGAGGAAACCUCAAACCAAAAUGCAAGUGGAAAUUACAGGAAUGACGAUUUCAGAAAUUGGAUGUUUAAUGAAGGUCUAGUGGACCUCGGUUAUAUUGGUCAAACUUUCACCUGGAAAAGGGGGAACGAUCAAACUACCUUCAAAGGCGCUAGACUUGAUCGGGCUAUUUGUUCUUUAGAUUUGCUGGAAACCUUUCACAACACGAAGGUAACGCAUUUAGCAGCUAACAGUUCCGAUCAUUGCCCGAUCAAAAUCUGCAUUGAUGAAACACAAAGGUCUUAUCAAACGCCCUUUCGGUUCCAAGGAGCAUGGACCAGCCAUGCAGGCUUUCUUGACUGUAUCAGAAAUGCUUGGAAUGUCAAGACCGACGUUUGGAGUAACAGGGAAAAUAUGGCCGCGAAGCUGAAGGUUUGGAAUAGAGAUGUUUUUCGUAACAUUCACUCUCUCAAAAGAACUUGGAAAAAAAACUUGAAGGUAUCCAAAGAAGAUUGGACCAAAGACUCGAAAUGGGCCUGA
This is a messenger RNA of Ipomoea nil (Japanese morning glory), 681 nucleotides long. RefSeq lists its product as uncharacterized. The record is from RefSeq and is a predicted model, not a curated record. Lineage: Eukaryota; Viridiplantae; Streptophyta; Magnoliopsida; Solanales; Convolvulaceae. The transcript has a single exon. Gene Ontology annotation, molecular function: catalytic activity. Bases 1 to 681 code for a protein of 226 amino acids.